AUGGAGGAGGUGAAGCCGUACGUGAUGAAGGCGCCCCGAAACGAUGGUCCUCCACCAGAUCCAUCAUACCGUUUCUUGUCUGACCCCGAUAGGGACGGAUCUGAACAGACAAGAGAAAACAGGAAGGAGCACCGAGGUCGGGGGGGGCGAGGGCGGGGCAGGGGAAGAUUCGCCUCGAGGGACAUCCGGUACUUCCCCGACGACGAGGCCGACGCGGGGGCCCCGAGAGGCGGCUACGGGCGAGGCCGCGGCGGCUCCGGGCCGAGGCAUUCACACGAGGAGAGCGAGGACGGCGGCAGAGAUCGCCCGCGGGGCCGGGGCAGGGGGGGCUUCGAGCACCGAGGCAGAGGGAGAGGCAGGGGUCGCGGCCAGCAGAAGGAGUACGAGCGGUGGAAGGCGGAGCGAGAGGCCAUCGACGAGGCCAGGCUGACCCGGAGCCGCACGCACGGGGGCGGCUGGAGGAGGGAGUGGGAUAAUGAUAAGCUCGAUCAAGGAAAUAUUGAAGAUAGCGAGCCAUUUUAUGAUCCUAGAUAUCCCAGAAGUAAAGGGGAAGGCUUUAAGUUGGCAGACUACAUGACGCCAGGUGAGGGCGAGGACAAAGGGCCGGGAGUGCAGGCGCUACAUUGACCCAGAGCUGAAUGCACAGAAGCAUGAAGAGGAAAUCAUGGCUGAGCUUGACCCUGAUGCGGUCUUUGGCCGCAGGAGGAUUGAGGGCCAUGGGGACUCUUUCACCAUCUCUGUCUCCAACACCACUCACAGCUCUGCUGGUGAGAAAGAAUCAGAAGUACUUGGUAAAUUUGUGCGGGUGGGCUCUGGGCGGAUGGGACAGGGUAAGAGGAGUCCUCCCCAAAAUGAGCAUGGCGGAGGAGAUGAAAGAAGUGAGGGAGAGAGGCCACACUACCAUACUUUAACAAUAAGGAGAAUUCCCCAUACACCUGGGUGAGGCCUAGUGGAGCACCUGUCCAGACUUCCUCGUUUGCCGUCAGCUCCCAAAAGUCAAUGGAGCAAGAUGCAUCAGAUACUCCUAGUCCUGUGGCAGCAUCAGAAAGUAAAGCAGAUAGUAAUGCAUUAAAACCAGGUGCAGAAAAGACAGUAGAAAGCAACCUUAAACCAGACAUCAACCAGGAAGGGAAUACCAUUGGUGAAAACAGUCAGAUUGAGUCGAAGGAAAUGGGGGAAAGUGGCCUAUUGCAAGAGGAAGUUGGGGAAAAUUUUGAAGGCAGUGAGGAUGCAGCAAAAGAGGAGCUAGAUGAUUAUGAAGAUGAAGAAGCUUAUGAGGAAGCAGAAGAGGAAUAUUAUGAAGAAGAUUACCAUGAAGCAGAGGAGGCGGAGCUGAAAGGGGAAGAGGAAGGAAUCGAGGAAGAUUUAGGGGCCACAGAGACCAAGGAAAAUCUUCCAGCAGAAGUAGAGUCUGCUCCCAUUCAAGGAGGAGAGGGAAAAGUUGAAACGGAAAACAGCAAGAAAGGUUCUAGUGCUACAACAGACAAGAAAGAUCAUGAACCUGAAUCUCAGCCUGUACCUGUUGAUGUUGCACUAUGCAGUCAGAACAAGGGUUGGUAAGUAAGACUGAAAGUCCAGGUAAGAAUAUUGAGCAGGAUGUGAAGGAGAAUACAGAGCAAGAAGGAGAAUGUCCCAGGAUGGCAGAUGGUGAUGCAGGAUGUGAGGCAGCUGGUAAAGACAUGGCAGGUAAUGAGGAGAAGGAGAGCAGCAUUGUUGAGGAUAAUGCCAAAACAGAGGAAUGUCCUGUUGAACUGGGUGAGGAAGUGUGUGCUGAUGAUAACAUCACUGUUGAUGAAAAGGAAACAAGUGUUGAGAAGGAAUCUGAAUCAAAAUCCACUAAAGAUGAAGAUGCUCAAAUUGAGGACCAGCCCAAAGAGGCAGCCAGUGAACUGCCUGAACCAGAGCCUGGGAAGGAGAGGCCCUCAAAGCUUGAAGUCAGCGAGGGGAAGGAUGAAGCUGCCGACCCACAAGCAGAGGUUAAAGUAAGUGAGAGUGAGAAAAAGACUGAAGGCCUGGUGAAGCUUGCCCCAUCCCCUACAAAAACUAAUGAGGGAGAGAAAAAGCCUGAAAGUCGACUGACCCCAGCUUCCUCUCCAACAAAGACAGAGGAACUUGUUCCUAACAUUGAGUGGAAAUGAUAUGAUGAUUUGGAAAACACAGAAUAGGGUUGUUUUGCUGUUAAAAGAAAUAAGCAAUGAGUCAUGUCACUGUCUCCUAUAUAGUGUCACAUCUUGGUUUCAAAUACAGUAGUUAUGACUGCUGUGUAUACUAAGUAAAUUUUAUAUUAACGCUAUCAUUGUA
Penaeus monodon (black tiger shrimp) is the source of this 2301-nucleotide messenger RNA. RefSeq names its product neurofilament heavy polypeptide-like. Lineage: Eukaryota; Metazoa; Arthropoda; Malacostraca; Decapoda; Penaeidae. The record is from RefSeq and is a predicted model, not a curated record.